UUAGGAGCGGAGUUUGUGGUUAGGAGCGCGCGCCAAGUAAGACUCUACCCGGCACCCAAAUGAAUCCAGAUGAAGAAAAUUUUGAUGAUGACAAUGUCGAUGAUGACAUUGAUGAUAUUCCACCAGCACCGGGUGUCGGACGCGGACGCGCUCCACGUAGACGUAGAUUACCCCGCCGCGUUGUUCGGAAUCGAUGGUUGGAGGGUAUGCCCAAGUCUCGAACCGUAGAUGGUGUGGAAGAGGAGUACGACUCCUACGACGACGAUGAUGACCACGAGGACGAGGAAAUUGCCGAUAUUGCACUUCUAGCUCCUCAAAAUGAAUUGUUGGUUGACCGGCAUGGUAGACCCAUCAUCAUGCCAUAUACCGCCACAGAUUUGCAACCCCAAAAUCCGGCGAAUAAGGCAAUCAAUAAUGCAUUGAAAUCCAAAUUCCAGGCUCCAUAUCUCAACUGGACGGAGGUUAGGGCAGAUGAGCGUGGAUAUCAACAAUUUUGGAAUGGCUUCAGGUCGCAAGUAACUUGGCUGAAUCACCACACAUCGGCUAUUGAGCGUAUAUUCAACAAAAAAGCCACCAAGCGUCUGUCGACCUUACUUUUUGAAGCGCGGAAAAAGAUUAAAAAGGAUCCUUCAAAACCACCACUUUGGCUCGCUGGCAAUUCAUACCCUAUGCUGUGCCGCAGAUGGGAAGAGGAAGAGUAUAUUGCAAAGUGUAUAAAGAACAAAGCCAACAGAAAUACUGAUGAAGCCAAUCGUGCGUGCGUACACUCUGGAGGGUCUAAAUCUGCCGGAACGCUUCGUCUUGAGUUCAUCCAACAAUUUGGUCGUCCACCCACCUUUAUGGAGAUGAAUGACAUGAUGCACCGGUAUGCAGAUUCCGGUCAGUGGACGGGGGCAAGGGCGCAAGAAGUGUCGAGGUUGACGCAAAUUUGGGUUGAAGAAUAUAAUGCAAGCCAACUACGACUACCACCUCAUAGGCGAGAUAAUGAGGAUGUUCGUCGAAACAAGAUGUCGUUGGCUUUUGUUAAGAAUGCUGGUGGUCCGACUCGAGGUCGCAAAUUCGCUGCUGGGUGUACAUCUUCUCUAUAUGCAAGUGACCCAACUGGUUUGAGAGAUGUCACUUACACAUCUUCAUCUUCAUCGAGUACAGGACGCUCUCGUCCAACUCAAAGAGAGGAAACCGAUUAUGAGUAUGAAGCGCGAAUGAGGGCCACGUAUAGAGAAGAAUUCCGCGAUGAGUUCGAAGCAUCAUUUGAUGACCGGCUGCCGGAGUACCGAGAGGGUGAUCCAGUACUGAGUAUGAGCAUAGAGGAUAUGAGUCAGAUGCUUAAUGAACCAAGAUCAUUAAAUCCACAACAAGACUUCAUAAUCCCACAUCCAAAUCAACCCCAAGGCAACUUCUUCCCAAAUCAAGCCCCAAUUAACUUCGUUCAUAGGCCUGUGGCACGACCUCCUUCGCGAACGUCACUCCCCGGAGUCGUAAUACACGAGGGAGGUAGAGGCCGAGGCCGAGGAAGGUCGCGUCAGCCAACAGACACUGGCAAGGGGAAGCGACCACUAUAUCAGCCGCCUGACCAACGUUGA
Molecule: messenger RNA, 1583 nt
Organism: Trifolium pratense (red clover)
Lineage: Eukaryota; Viridiplantae; Streptophyta; Magnoliopsida; Fabales; Fabaceae
Exons: 7
Coding region: 60-1583 (507 amino acids)
Source: RefSeq, a predicted model, not a curated record